AACUUGUAAGGCAAUUUGUGUAUUGUUCAUGGCAAGGUGCGUGCCUCUGUCAUCACUCCCAAGGCCUUAACGCACUCAACUACUGUUCUUGCUUUCUAAUUCCUAUCGAGUCUGUAACCUAAAUCCUCCCGUCAUUCCUCACUUCACUUCUCUCAUCUUCUUCGCCUUUUGGUCUCCUUCUAUAGUUCUUUUCCUUUCCUUGAACCAAUACUUCACCUAAAACCGGUCUACAAAUAAACCCAACUCAAAUUCUGGGUACGGGAUGGAAACGACACAUUAAAUUCACGAUCGAGUGACCGCCACUGAUAGAAGAGACUUAUCCACAGAACCAAUUAUGCUGAAUGAUCAGGCUGUUGUUAACACUGGUCCUCCUAGGGAUAAUGCAACUCAAUCAGCAUAUUUGAGCUCCAUCGGGGAUCUUAAUGUUAACUUUUCUUCUAAUGCAUAUCCAGUUCAAUCUCAACCAAUUUACCAUGGAGGUUAUAAUAAUUCAACUGUCCAAUGGGGUGCAUUCCUUCCUCAUGGCAAUACUGAAGGCCUGGAGAACAGUUCUCAUGGCAUUUACAAUGAAACUUCGUCUCUUCGAUUUCAUGGUUACGCGAGCAACCCUCAAAUGGUUCAGAGACCAUAUGCUCCUGUUGCAUCACAACAGCCUUUUGUACCUGAUUGUGGCCAGUUUUACAAUACACAUCAUUAUCCCGUCUCAGAUUUGCCUCAUCAGCAGCAACUAGUCCCUCCAAACCAUCAAUAUAUUUGGCCACCAACUCCUAUUUCUCAGUCAGAGCUGUCUGCAAACAUCGAUAUACAAGGGGUCAGUGAGAUAUUUGUGCCAAGACAAGGGUACCCACCUGAGUUGGGAUCUUCUGCUGGAGGAAACGACCUCCCUGUAAACUAUGGAAGUUUAAAACUAUUGCAACAAGGGUUUGAUGAGUUUAGAGUUGGUGGAUUGUGGUCAGAUCAAUCGAAGAUCGUGAAUAGGAAGAGUUUGUUGCCACAGUUGUCAGCAUCAGCACCUUCUCCAAAACCAGUUGGUUCACUAGGGUUCCCUAAAAAUAAUUUUGACAUGGCUUCUCAACAAAAAGAAUCAUUGUACGGUUUUGGAUCUCAUUCAAGCUCUAGCUAUAAUGGCAACCAUCAUAAUCAAUCUGGUAAGGGCUCCAGCUAUGGAAUUGUGUCCACUCACAGCUUGGGAAGGACCAAGCACAACUGGCCCACAUUGGAUGAAGCAAGACUAGGCGAGAGGUGUAGUGACUUCUCAUGCGGUUGUAGUAUAUCACUUGAUACGCUUAGUGAGCGAAAUAGAGGACCAAGGGCAUUUAAGCCAAGAAGUCAGACAGCAGGAAAUGGAACUAUGAUUGACAAUUUCAAGAAUGACACGUUUGCUGACAUGUAUAGUGAGUGUUAUAAGACUUUUGCAACAGACUAUAAGGAGGCAAAGUUCUUUGUCAUCAAAUCUUACAGUGAAGACAAUGUUCACAAGAGCAUAAAGUAUGGUGUUUGGGCAAGCACCCCAAAUGGCAACAAGAAGCUUGAUACAGCUUAUCAUGAAGCAAAGGAGAAAGAGACAUGCCCAAUAUUUUUGUUGUUUUCGGUGAAUGCAAGUGCCCAAUUCUGUGGAGUGGCUGAGAUGGUUGGACCAGUUGACUUUGACAAGAGCGUUGAUUAUUGGCAGCAGGACAAGUGGUCUGGACAGUUCCCUGUCAAGUGGCACAUUAUUAAAGAUGUCCCUAACAGCCAGUUCCGUCACAUUAUUCUUGAAAACAAUGAUAACAAGCCAGUCACUAAUAGUAGAGAUAUUCAAGAGGUGGGAUUGAAACAGGGAAUCCAGAUGUUGGAUAUAUUUAAGAACUACGAAACUAGCUCAUCAAUCCUAGACGAUUUCCAGUUUUACGAAGAGCGGCAAAGAGCAACGCGGGAAAGGAAGUCCAAACAACAAGAAGCGAUUCCCGUGGCCUGUAAUGUCGCUGAAAUUAGCGAGAAACUAAACUUAAACUCCACUUCACUUUCAGAUGACUUAGUGAAGAGAAUGUCAAAGAGUUUUGCUCAAGCCUUGUUGUUGAACGACCGAGAGACGAGGAAUACAGAGUUCCAAGGGGUUGUUUCUUUCACAGGAUCUUCCUGUGGCGGCCGAGGAAGUCAAUCCUAAGAAAGAUGAAGCUGACACACCAUCGUCAUGGUGACAAAGUAAGUAUAUUACAAAGUUCUUUGGAUGGGGAAUCUUGAACCAUAAGACCCACCUAUCAACACUCCAUUUGUUUGUUUAUUGUGAGGUUCCUUUUGUUGUUUUGGUUAUUUUGAUUGUUGGCAUGCAAAUCAUUUUUGGAUUAAUGAGCCUGAAACAUAUACAUAUAUGUAAAGCUCAAUAUAUAUGUUUGAUAAUGAAUGUUCUUUGUCAUGGUGAUCA
Molecule: messenger RNA, 2404 nt
Organism: Tripterygium wilfordii
Lineage: Eukaryota; Viridiplantae; Streptophyta; Magnoliopsida; Celastrales; Celastraceae
Product: YTH domain-containing protein ECT1-like
Exons: 8
Coding region: 335-2146 (603 amino acids)
Biological process (GO): mRNA destabilization
Cellular component (GO): cytoplasm
Molecular function (GO): mRNA binding
Source: RefSeq, a predicted model, not a curated record